AAACGUCCUGACGCUGACGGUCCCGAAAAGACGUGCGCGCACACGCGAGUUCCAAACAACGAAAGGCACGACGUGGGGCGAGCAUCCGUGUCUUCAAGACGACAGCGAGCGAAGCGGUCGUAUCUGUUUGUAGUAGUACGGCAUCACUGGACAUGGCUGUUGGAUAAAUAACUUUUUUGGCGAUUUAACAAACUAGUGAGCUGGUUUUCCACUUCGGUAGCUUCAGCUUCAUAAAUUUGGGAAUAAACCGAGAAGAGGAGGCAAGUACAGCAGGCCAAGCCUACGAUAGGAAGAAAGAAGGGGCUGGAGGAAGCGGGCGAUGAACGUCGACGCUCAGUCGAGCCUCUCAGGAAACGUCGGGGGACGGGCUGCGAAGGCCGACGGGGAUUGGCCAUGCACUUUGUAAAAGCUGAUUUCGGGGACUAAUGUAUCAGUGGCGGAGAGAUGCGAGAGGCAUUGAGCCGGGGGUAUGAGGAGCACCUGUCAGGAAUAGUAUAUUUGCCAUUGUGAGGAGCAGUGCCGAGGACCGACUUUACGUGCUACAAAGACUAUGUGGCGUUUUGUGUUUCAAGGAGACAAGCUGAUGCUAAAGUCUGUUCUUUGUUGUCGAGUAGAGAGGGCACAUUAUCCCAGGGAUAGAGUGUUCCUCCAUCAGGUUAAAGUUUAACUUGGCACAUAUAGCCUCUGAAUCUGAAUCGAAGCAUCUCUAUCCUCUGUUUUGUGUUUAACUGCUCUACUGGCCACUUACGUGGGACAUGAAGGACUUUCUGCAGCGGCGGUUGUUUUUUGUAUUUGAGAAGUAAUGUUUGUGUAUUGACUUCUUAAUUAGUACCUUUGCAGGUGUUGUUGAACGGUGUUUAGUCAAUCACUGUGAAAAUAAGUGUAAGCGGAGAGAUAAUGCAAGAUCAUUCACACUCAUGGGAUGGCAAACAUAUAGGUAGAGGCUGAUGUUUACUAUGGUAUUUAAAGCAAUAGUGUGUAUUAAGGAGAUUUAUGCAUUUAUUAUUUACCCGGCACCUCUCUUCCUCUGCUCACCUCAGCCUGCGGGGAACAAUCCUAAGUAUAGCCAUAUCACGGUUGUUGCCUUUUCUCAGCUUGAAGGUUUUACCAAAAAUCCAACAAAUACGAGUUCCGUAUUGACUGUAACGUGUAAGAAGACUAAUAAUGAGAGACUGCGAAUACCAGCAGAUCGACCCCCAGACGCUUACAGUGCCCUCAGUGCCAGCCGUCGCAGUGCCCAGCAUAACGUCCCCCACGUCUUCAGACGUGCUGCGCCCCCAGAAGUCCACACACAAGCUCCGAAGGAAAUGGGAAGUGUUCCCAGGAAGGAACCGCUUCUACUGCGACGGCAGAAUCAUCCUCGCUCGACAGAGUGGUGUGUUACCCCUCACGUUAGGCCUUGUUUUGCUCACCAGUGGCCUCUUCUUUAUCUUUGACUGUCCAUUUUUGGUGGAGCACCUUACAAGAACCAUCCCUGCAAUCGGUGGGAUUUUGUUCUUUUUUGUUGUGAUAUCCUUGCUGCAGACAAGCUUCAGUGAUCCUGGUAUAUUGCCUAGAGCUACACCAGAUGAAGCAGCAGAUGUGGAAAAACAUAUUGAUAACUCAGGUUCUUCAACGUACCGUCCUCCUCCAAGAACAAAAGAAGUUGUGAUAAAUGAUCAAGUUGUGAAGUUAAAAUACUGUUUUACAUGUAAAAUGUUCAGACCUCCCCGCACCUCUCACUGCAGCCUAUGUGACAACUGUGUUGAGCGAUUUGAUCACCACUGUCCUUGGGUUGGAAACUGUGUUGGGAGAAGGAAUUAUAGAUUUUUUUAUACCUUCAUUCUUUCACUUUCAUUUUUAACAGCAUUCAUUUUUGGCUGUGUAAUAACUCAUCUCACACUACGAUCACAACAGCAUGGGCUUGUUAGAGCUCUCCAAGACAGUCCUGCAAGUGUUGUGGAGCUAGUCAUUUGCUUUUUCUCAGUUUGGUCUAUUUUAGGCCUCUCAGGGUUUCACACUUACCUGGUUGCAUCUAAUUUGACCACUAACGAAGAUAUUAAGGGCUCAUGGUCAACUAAGCGUGGAGUGGAGGAAUCUGGUAAUCCCUAUAGUUACAAUAGUAUUAUUUCAAACUGCUGUGCAGUGCUUUGUGGCCCAAUGCCACCAAGCUUAAUUGACCGAAGAGGUUUUGUCGAGGUGGAAACACUAGCUUCUCAAGCAGAGGUUCCUUCCAUGGUGACGAAAAAUGAUCCUAAUAUGGAUACGAAGGUCCCUUCAGACUCCACCACACUUCCUUGGUUUGUGGUUGGCCAGCACACACUGAGGAGUGUUCAGGCCAUGCCUGAUACCUUAACUGGUUGUACUGAAGAUGCCUCCAGAAUUCAAGAUUUUGCUUCUCCUAGACAGCCAAAUAUGGCUAGUUUUUCUCCCAGUUGGAAGAAGACAAGCAACAAAACAGUCACAUAUAUGUGGAGGGCACAGAAAGGGCCCUUUUCAUUGAACUCUUUUGGUGCCCUUUGCUCCACUACAUGCACUUUUAAAUGGGACAGUACCUGAGGUGGACAUUCAUUAGCCAAACUGUAUGUAGGACUUACGAAGGAGCCUGGCUGUCAUUUUCCUGUGGGAGGUUUUCAGAAAAUCACUCUCAUUGUAUUUCAUUGCAGAGCCACUUGGACUUGUGGGAAUCCUAAGUGUGUAACAGAUGGCUAAAUAAAAAAUCCUUGUUUUGAUUCAGAAGCUAAA
Molecule: messenger RNA, 2724 nt
Organism: Erpetoichthys calabaricus (reedfish)
Lineage: Eukaryota; Metazoa; Chordata; Cladistia; Polypteriformes; Polypteridae
Gene: zdhhc18a
Product: zinc finger DHHC-type palmitoyltransferase 18a
Exons: 9
Coding region: 1165-2538 (457 amino acids)
Biological process (GO): peptidyl-L-cysteine S-palmitoylation; protein targeting to membrane
Cellular component (GO): Golgi apparatus; endoplasmic reticulum
Molecular function (GO): protein-cysteine S-palmitoyltransferase activity
Source: RefSeq, a predicted model, not a curated record